Molecule: messenger RNA, 8905 nt
Organism: Porites lobata
Lineage: Eukaryota; Metazoa; Cnidaria; Anthozoa; Scleractinia; Poritidae
Source: the annotation of a GenBank genome assembly
GGAAAACUUAAUAGUUAUAUAUUAAAACACCUGUUAUACCGUUAAAGUGAUCCGUGAAAAAAUGUUACUGUGCCUUGUACUCGUCUUUGCCGAAACUGCAUCGGGCCUAAGCCGUAUUUCAGAACCUGGUUUUCAAGCUGUUAACUUUGCUAAGGCGAAAGAAGGACGAAAGUUGAAUGGAAGCGUGAUAAAAGAAAUGCAAGUUGAUACAGAGGGUGCGUGUAGGCUUCAAUGUGUCAAUGACAAGCAAUGCCGCUCUUACAACUUUGGACUCAAGAAGAAUAAAGCUCGGAAUUUCCUGUGUCAGUUAAAUGGUUCCGAUAGAUUUGUUGGUUUUGGUAACUUUACAAAAGAUGACAAUUUCAAGUACAGAGGAAUGGAGGUAAUUAACCAUCAAAAGAGAAAUACCUAGUUAAGGUGUUUCGAUAUAGUUUUUCAAAAGCCAUACCGAUAUUUUUCAAUCGCUUUAAAAGCGAUUUUAUCCUUGUCUGAUAACUAUAAAAGUUGCACCAAUGAUUAACUAUAGAUUGAAAUUUGGCAAAAUGUAGGUUUAAGUAAAAUCGAUGUUACUAUGACAACAAUAAACAAAAAACUUUGAAAUUGAUAAAGCCGAGUUUUGAGCGAUCUAGACCAGCUACUGAAAAUCCAAAACUAGGAACUUAAAGUUUCGUAAUUAGCAAAUAACCUCCGUGAGAAGUAAAAAAUUCUGAAUGUUUGAAUUCGAUUAAAACGAAAAUAUAGUUCAGACCUUAACUUGUCAAUAGCCGUGAUAAAUUAUUUAAUAAAACGUUAUAAAUGACACAAAUUAAAUUAAAUUCUUAAGUAGCGUCAGAAUGCUGCUUAAUAUCAUAUUUCGAUGCUCGGAAAUUUUGGUGUAUUUUCGUUCUUGCGAUCACUUAAAAACUAACCCUUUUCUCAACACCUGUCUAAGUGCAACUUUAUUCAAGAUUUGGACUUUUAGCACUUUUUUGUAUAUCUCUAAAACGACUCGAACACAUAAGCGACCACAGCCACAUAAGUAGCAUCUGUAUCUGAACUGCAGGUGUAGCAGUGAGCUGUAAUGCACAAAGCCUUUACUUCGGAAGCAUGAUGCGUAUUACUCGAAUGUAAGGAUGGAAAGUUUUGUUUGAAGAAUCCGGAAUUAGUAGAAUUUCACUUGUGGAAUAUGGAGUUCUGGGUUUUAGAAUCCGGAGUCCAGCUCAAGGAAUCCGGAAUCCCACAAACAAUUGGAAUCCGAAAUCCAAGUUCCAGUUUGUUAGAAAAAUGAGGGGAAUCCAGUACUGGAAUCUGGAAAUCCACAGCGUGGAAUCCAGAAUCCAAGAUCGUCUUAGGUUCCCUUUCAUGGGGUGACUCGAAAAUUUGAACUCCAAAUCCACCUUGAAAUCCACCUCGAAAUCCAUCUCGAAAUCCUAACUUGGUAAAUAGGUAACCUCCUGACAAACAAAUCUCUUUGUAAAAUUUGUGCCAUUAUCAAACUCUGACCUUUUCCUGCAGUAACUUGCAGUUUUCAGCCAAAGAUGUCGACAAUGAUCUGUAUGACCCUGACAAUUGCGCUGUUUCAAAGAGUGCAGCAUGGUGGUACCAUUCCUGCAGUUGGGCCAAUCUAAAUGGUUUGAAUCUUCGUAAAGCGUACAUAUUUCAAGAGUUUGCUGUGACACAAAGUAAAUCUACUGAGUUGUGUAGCCGGAGGCCGUUGUGCCACAAAGUAAAUCUACAGAGUUGUCUAGCUCGCAGGCCGUUGUCCCACAAAGUAUUUCUACCGAAGUGUGAAGCGCGGCGGCGCCGUUUCAUCAUGACUUGUGAUAUUUUCGGCACCGGACAUUUUAAGUUUAUGUUAUUUAUUCGGAAACACUUAUAAACAGCCCACAGUAGCUCAUUUCAAGUCACUGAAAUCAACACACUCGACCAAACAACUGCACUUGUUGAGACGGACCAUUCGAUAUCACUAGCCUUCAAGGCUAUUUCAUAAUGAUACGCAGUUUAAAUAGAGGUUUCGCUGUAAGCAAUCCUUACGUUUAAAAUAUGCCAUGAUCAAAUUAAAAGCCCGGUCUCCAUAUGAUCUCUACCAUCGCUGUGAUCGCUGGAUCGCUAAGAAAAUAAAAACUUCAGCGAUUAUAGCGAUCAUAUGAAACCACUCUCCAGCGAUCGCAGCGACAACAAUCGCUGAGAUAUAAGAAGUUCUAUCCAGCGAUCGUUGUCGCUGCGAUCGCUGGAGAGUGGUUUCCAUAUGAUUGCUGAACUUUUUUUUCUCAGCGAUCGUAGCGAUCAUAUGGAAACCGGGCUUAAUCUAUCGCAAUAACCAUCCAACCUUCCUCCUCAACUUCUACCUCUACGCCUUACAAACAUUUCGAACGCACUCUUCUAAGCUCCGAUUACUCCUAGUCUAAUUAUUCAACAACUAGGAAAACUAACUAGAGCAGAGUCUACAGGGACACUCGUUUUGGUCCAGCAGGUUACGUUUUUUCAGGUUGGCAAGGAAAUUUUUGCAAUCAAAGGCCUUCCAAAUAUGAGGUGGUAGAUUGUUCAAGAGCAGGCAUGCAGUAUAUGUUGGGAGAAGUCACGGAAAUAAGCUCCUGGAAAGUGAAAUACAUUAUUAAAUGCAUGUAAUUUAUCAUUUGAUCUGCUUUCUUAUCGGAAUCAGAAAGAAGAGGCGACAGAAAUACCUCUGCCGUCGCAAUAAGGCAACCGCAUUUUGCAAAUUAUAGUCUGCAGAUUAGGGGCCUUACUUUUUAGCGUUUUUUUAGGCACGCUCGAAGCGGACGUGAUUUCGAGUCAAUAGCGCCUGUUUCGCGUGCUACAGAUUAGGUGUCUCACAGCUUGAGCCUUCAGAUCACCUGCUCGGCGUUUUUAAUUUUCUGCUACAACUAAACAGUGUGCGGUUAUCUGCGCUUGAACACUAAGGUCAGGCAAAGUUAACGCGCUAACAAACAUAUAUAAUAUUACGAUUCCUUUCAAGUGUCUGACUAGUCUAGUCAUCAACAACGUUUUGGCAGCGAAAAGAGCCUUUAACUUCUCGAUCCAUAAUUGUAGGAUUUAGAAAGCCAAGCAAUUUUCAUUGCUUGUUGACUAAAACAAGCUGGGUGGCUUCAGAGUUAAUUUUUGGAAGAUCUUGACCUUUAACUGUUGCUCUGGUAACAGUAACAGCCACCGAUACACACUUAACCUUUUAUGAGCCGGAGCUAAUAACUUGGAGUGUAUAGUAAUUCCGGUCUCUAACUUACAAAUCAAGGGCUAUUUUUAUUAAAAAACGGCAAGCCUGUGUUUCGACCUCUUCCGGCUAGAAAUUUGACUAGGAAACGACUUUGAUCGAGAUGCCUAACUUGUCAAAAGUCAUGAUUAAAAUUACAUGUAUUCGGUGAUACUGCUAACUUCCGCUUAGAAGUUUUUCCUUCUCCUCUCGCUUAUUGGCCCUCUCAGUUAUAAGCCCAUCUACUUGUACACCAAAAAAACACCUUAUAGGCGCCCCCCUUCCAGAUAUCAGCCACUUUCUAGAGUAGCAGUAUUGAAAUGCAAUCGACUUUUUAUGACGUUUUGAAGCUUUAAAAAAGCGAGUACAUUCGAAAGGUAUUUCUGAUCAACACCGCUAUUUAGCUUCUUUUGAAAGGCUUUUGUUAAAUCGGUUAAAAGCCUCCUCGGAUAUAUCUAAGCCUUAUCACCAACUCCCUCCUUUAUAAAACAUCCUAAAACCCCUUACGACGUUGUUUUAGCCCAGGGCACACGGAAGUUAACGGUAAUUUUUGGCUCCAAACACUAUCAACUGCGAAUCGGCGGGCGUCUGUCAGCGUUCAUUGGGUGGACGUUAAUCCAAAUUACACCUGGAUCAUAAAUACUUUAGUCUAAGGUGCUACAACUUAAAGUGAACUAUCCAGAAACCGGCCCUUUGACAUUUUUUUAAUAUCCGAAAUGCUUUGAAGCCGGCCAAUCAAAAAUGCUUCUGCUACUGCCAAUCGCUUUUUCUGUGACCACUGUAUACUGCACAAGCCGUAUUUCAGCGCCCGGUUUUCAAGCUGUUAACUUUGCCCAAGCAAAAGAAAGACGAAAAUUGAACGGAAGCGUGAUAAAGCAAGUUGAUGUGAGGUCAGAAGAUGAGUGUAGUCUUCAAUGCGUCAGGAAUGAACGUUGUCUUUCUUACAACUUUAUGAACACGAAGAACGAAUCAGGGACUUUCGCGUGUGAGCUGAGUAAUUCUGACAGAUUUUCUGGCUUUGGUAAUUUCACAGAACAUGACAAUUUUACCUACAGGGGAAUACAGGGAAAAAUCCCUAUUUUUGAUGAUUUUUUUUUUAAUCAACCAUGUUAGUUUCUCUCAACCCGGAAAAUUUAUAUGACUCCUUUGUCAACAACAAUUACAAUAUAUCACGCCAAAGAAAGAAAGGCCAUUACAUGUAUUAUAUCGAAGAUUGUUAUAUCGGGGUUCUGUCCGAUAUAUUUUACUGUGACUUUUGCAAGGACAUAGAAUAACCAUCGUUAUACCGUGAACAUCGUUAUAACGAGGAUCGUUAUAGCACUCGAAGUUAAAUUUUCUGUCCUUGUUUCAGCGAGUGCAUGCAGUGGAAGCUCUUUGCGGAAAAACAAAACUGCUCGAAUGGAAUACUUUCUUUGUCUUUUUAGUAUCAAUAGUGUGAUUAAGAUGGCAAAGAUUCCGCUUUUUGAUUUAGAGAGUUUUCUUUAAAUUUUUGGAUUUUACGCUAAAGAUAAGAUAGUAUAAUCCGGCUAAUCCAGAGGGAUGGAAGAAAGAUUGUUCGUCCAAACUGAAGAGCCUUGUUUUCACAUUGAGACCUGAAUUUCAGUCAAAACAUUUUUGAAUAGGGCGUUCACCACUCGAAUUGAAGCUUUUUUUCUCUUCACAAUGAAGAAAUAACCAUCCUUUAAAUGCCUUGAUCACCUAAAGAUGUUUUCAAGAUCAAAGCCAAAAUAAAAACAAAUACCGUUUUUUUUAAUCAACAUACAUGUAGCAACCGUUAGUUGUCAUAAUAUUAAGCAUUGCAUCCAAGAGCACGUUUUUUUAGACAAAUUAGCAUGAGAAGGCGAUACAAGCUGGAAUUAAGUGAAAGAAUUAAGUUAUUCGUAGAACUAUUAUACCUGCUUAGGGGUAUACAUCCCUGAAGGCCUUCGUCUCCAGACUGUUAACAAAACAUUAAAUGACAUCAAUUAAAGAGACCUAAAAGCAGAACUCCCAAAGGAAAAUAAGUAAGAUUAUGGAAACACAGUCAUGGUAAUUCUUAAGCCGAAACUGGAGGGCAGAGCCACAUUAACUAUUAAACAAAUCAUUAUCCAUUUAAAUAACCAAGCGCUCUAUGUUAACGCGUCAAACAUUCCCAGAAAAUCGAACUGUGAAUCAAUGCAAACCGAUGAAUUUUAUCACAUUUUGGACACCCACUGACCAAUCUUAAUCUAGCAUAAGUAUCUUUUACGAGUAAUUUCAAUUAUACCUGCGUAUCUAAAGGUGCCUUAGACAGCCCAGCACGAGACUCAAAGUUGAAAACAAUGCGUCGAGAACAUUUGUUCCUACUUUCAAAAUGAUGUUGUUCACUAGAGGAAAAGUUAAGAGCCAGUCUCUGUAAGAUCCUCAUAUCGAGUUUUGCCCACAAAAUGGAUUUCGCUCAUAAUUUUUCUGUAGACUUCUUUUAAUAAGUGUAUAACAAAUAUGAAACCAGAUUGGAGAAAUUCGCUUCUAUAAAUUUUUUUUAACGAAUUUUCUUUCGGCGCCACAUGAGGACCUGAGAUGCUUGUGAAAUAUGCAAAUUUUGUCAAAAUUCAACCGAUUGCUCCGGAUAAAAGAGUGCGACCCAAAGCUUCCAAUUUGCUAGUUAUUUUAAUUGAGCCUUUAUCUUAAAAAUAAUACAGGUCAGAAUCAGCAACAUCUUUUCGUUUAGAAAAUCUGAGGAAACACACUUAGCCCCUUUGACACACUUAGCGAAACAUACGAUUUUAGCCAAAUUCAGUAGAUUAAAUCUCAAAAGUGGCUCACACUUACAGACUCUUCUGCAUAUCAUUGUGUAGAUCAAUCCUUCAGCUACUGAAUCGUGUUAAACGUUUUGGCGGCCAUUCAGGUUCGGUCGAGGGGUGAGUGGCGAAUUAAACUUGCCUUACUUUGCCAUUUCGCCGGUGUUUCGCCAUCGUUAAGUCCAGAAGGAUUGUCAGAAUAGAAAGCGAGAAAUCGGGUAAAUGCCACUCGAAACUUGUCCAUUCCUAAAGACUGCAUACUUUUAAUCACUGUUUUCCAUGUGGCUAUGGUUUUAACCAAACGAAGAAGGGAGAGAAGGCGGUGAACGUGAGCUUAUUUACUGUCCGCCAUGUUUUUGGAGAGUUUGUGGAAGGGAUGGAAUCUGGAAUCCAGAAUCCGGAAUCCGGAAUGCGGAAUGCGGAAUUCGCAACCCUUUUCCUUUUGUUAUUUGUGGAAAAUCAUUUCGCAUUUACAAUAUUUUUUUGUAUCUCUUUUUCUUAAUUAUUGAAUAUUAAGCAGGAAGUCUCAGAAGUCUUCUUAGCCUGCUCUAGGCACUAGGGGGUACGAGAUUGGUACGAGAUUGGUAUUUGAAGGGAAAUGGAGAAUCAUUAGGCGCGUGAGCACAACAUGUUCGCGUGCCUCUUUAUUCAUGAAACCCUAAAUUGAUGUUGUUGCUGUGUUUGUUUAUGUUGAGAACAGAGCGUCUGCGAAGCCAGCAGCGUAGAUCCUUGCGGUGACAAAGGAAUCUGCAUCCCCGACUAUUCCAAGGACAGCUUUACAUGCAAAUGUGACAAAGGUUACGGAGGAAGACCAUGCGGUAAGCUGCAAACGUUUCAUAAACACCCAAGUUGCACUUCUAAGGAUCUUCUCCUAUCCCCCCUAGGAUGGGAAGAGGCUUUAAACUAAAUGACUCUAUGGAUAGUCAGUCAAAAGUUACACUUAAGAUCAUUUAUCAGUUAAUUACCCAUUUCAGAGUUAAUAAAAGACUGCUCUAAACUUGGUCAAAGUGGUGUCACAUCAAGUGGAGUCAACUACAUCAUCCCAGAUGGUGGCAGUCCAAUACAAGUGCUGUGUGACAUGACUACGGACGGUGGAGGUUGGACCGUCUUUCAGAGACGUUUAGAUGGCUCGGUAGAUUUUUAUCGGGCUUGGGAAUCAUACAAAAAUGGAUUUGGAGAUCUAAACAGUGAGUUCUGGCUUGGAAACGACAAUCUACAUCGUUUGACAGCCUCUGGUGACGUCAUGCUAAGAGUUGACCUGGAGGACUUUGAUGGCAGCAUAACAUACGCUGAGUAUACAAAAUUUCAGGUAGCUGACGAAGCAGAUAAAUACAGGAUUACGAUUGGAGGGUACAAUGGUACUGCUGGUGACUCGAUGGUAAAUUACGGAGGGCAGACCCUAAGGUAAGCAAGUAUUUCGCUGGUAAUUAAUUUGUAGCGACAGAAAAAAAGGCCAAUACCGUGCUUAUAACAGGCUCCCCCACUUACAAGCCACCUCCAGUUAUAAACCCAUCUAUAGACCCGUAAACCAAAGAAUACAUCCGAUUACAAGCCUCCGGAUAUAAGCCCCUCACGAAUCUUUAGAAUUCGAUUUAUUAUGACAUUUUAAAGGUUAAUUAAAAAAAAGAGUAAAUGCAAAACGUAUUAGGACUGCUAUAUCUUGUUUCAAGGCGCUGUUUCUAUUUCGGGUAUAAAACAGCUCGGAUAUAAGCCCCUCCGUUUAUACGCCCUUCUUAAACCCCUGACGAAGAUGUAUAAGCCCAGGGAUAAGCGGCAGUUUACGGUAUCAAAUCAACAAUCUUUCAGUAAUAUAAUUUCCUUUUUAAGCCCAUCUUACACUGCUGCAAGAGCCCAUAACCCGGAGUGAGCAACUCCCAUACGAGGCCUAUGUCACGGCGUUUUUACGGACCAGUUUAUUUUUAGACACAUUUUAGGGCACUUUUUCCCGCGAAAAUAGAAUCUCGACCACGUCUAUGAGAGCAUUCGUUAGGUCUGUAGGUUUUGCUGACCGGUUUGUGGAAUUUAAAAGAUAGUCAAAAUUGGGCGCUAAAACCGUUCUAAAAAUUAACUGGUCCGUGAAAACGCCGUGACACAAUCGCAUGGAAGUUGCUCACUCCUGACCGCUGUUACGAUUCUUUUUACCCUUACGAUAAGUGAUCGCCAGCGCCGACCACCUUAGAUACCUUCUCCCUCUUAUUCAAAUCAUCUAUUAGUUGGUUAAGUCUCGUAUACUCUUAAGCGACCACGGCCACAUAAGUAGCAUCUGUAUCUGAACUGAAGGGUGCAGCAGUGAGCUGUAAUGCACAAAGCCUUCACUUCGGAAGCAUGAUGCGUAUUGCGCGAAUGUUAGGAUGGAAAGUUUUGCUUGAAGAAUCCGGAAUCGGGAACAAAUUCGCUUGUGGAAUACGGAAUCCUGGUCUUUGGAAUCCGGAAUCUAGCUCAAUGAAUUCGGAAUCCCACCAACAAUUGGAAUCCGAAAUCCAAGUUCCAAUUUUUUUAAAAAAUGAAGAAUCCAGUACUGGAAUCUGGAAAUCCACAGCGUGGAAUCCAAAAUCCAAGACCGUCCCUUACAUGGGGUGACUCGAAAAUUCCAACUCCAAAUUCACCUUGAAAUCCACCUCGAAAUCCAUCUCGAAAUCCUAACUCGGUAAAUAAAUAACCUCCUGACAGACAAAUCUCUUUGUAAAAUUUGUGCCAUUAUCAAACUCUGACCUUUUCCUGCAGUAACUUACAGUUUUCAACCAAAGAUGUCGACAAUGAUCGGACCUCUGCCAAUUGCGCUGUUUCAAAGAAAGGAGCAUGGUGGUAUCAUUCCUGCACUUUGGCCAAUCUAAAUGGUUUCUAUCGUCGGGGAUCUUAUAACACCAGGGACCCUAACGACGGAGUAAGAUGGGUCACGUUUAGAGGACAUUAUUAUUCGUUGAAACGCAGUGAGAUGAAAUUAAAACCUAAACCAUAA